AUGGCUGACCCUGUCUCCCCGCCUUCUUCCCCUCCCGCGGACUCUGUCACCCCUAGCACAACCAACUCUCACCCACCCGUCACCCCCGAGAACAAACGUCUUUCGCAGGUCGGCGGUAUGUCUUUUGCUGAGAGACGGAUGAGUCGUCGUCCCUCCACCGCACCCACUCCUAUUGUCGAGGGAGACGGCCUUACCAGAGACGUCAUUCACUCUUUGCCCGGCGAUACUCGCAACAGCAAUAGAAAAUCCAAGACGCAAGCCGACAUGGCCAAGCGCCGCAGCUCUUACUACGAGGAGGCUUUCCAGGGCGAUAGGGAGUCCAAUGUGGUCAAGGAUCGCGCCUAUGCUGAGGCUAUCGUAAUGGCAGAGCUCCGCACCAACGUCAUUAUCAACGACGAGUUCAGUUUCAUCACGGACUUCUCAUACCAGCUGUCGGUUAGGUACCAGCGGCCAGUAACUUCGAUCGUGGUCAACCUGCAGCAUGGAGCUUGCAUGCUCUUUGGAGGUACUUUUGAACCGGCCUACACCAUGUCGAUUCACGCAUUACCGCUCGAGGUCGGCGUAACCAAGAACAAGAGGAACACGGCUCUGCUUCAGAAGCACCUCCACGAAGCUCUCGGCGUUGCGCCCGUCCGUGGAUUCGUCAAGUUCGUCGAAGUUCCUGCGGAGAACAUGGCUGUUAAUAGCAAGACUACCGCUUCUCACAUUGCAGAGAUGACCGGCGAGGAGGAAGAGACCAUCGCCGAGCGCCGUGGUCGCAACCGCAAGAGUAUCAGUGGCAAGUCCAUGUCAGCUCUGCGCCACGGCUCCAUUGUCGGAGGCAGGAAGGGCUCUGUCUUUGACUUUAGAAGAGAAUCUGUUGCUCCUCGCAAAGAUUCAGUUAUGCCUCCUCCUCAUGAGCUUACUCCUCCGCACAGCGCAACCGAUGCGCCUCCGAUCCCUCCCAUCCCCGAGGCCCACGCCACCAAGACCACGGCCCCGGUUCCCGAUGAGAAGUCGGAUGCGCCUAUCAAGGAAGUUGAGAAGGCACCUACCAACACUUCUGCAUCUCUCAAGAAGUCCAAGGUGGCAAAGCGCAAGAGCAGCUUCGUCACUUCCCUAUUUUCUCGCUCUCCCAGGAACACGCCCGCGCCGAUGCCCACCGUGGCAUCGUAG
Molecule: messenger RNA, 1155 nt
Organism: Colletotrichum abscissum
Lineage: Eukaryota; Fungi; Ascomycota; Sordariomycetes; Glomerellales; Glomerellaceae
Product: macrophage migration inhibitory factor
Exons: 3
Coding region: 1-1155 (384 amino acids)
Molecular function (GO): phenylpyruvate tautomerase activity
Source: RefSeq, a predicted model, not a curated record